This is a messenger RNA of Daldinia caldariorum, 1794 nucleotides long. Its product is annotated as putative GABA permease. The coding region runs from base 164 to 1765 and encodes 533 amino acids. Gene Ontology annotation, cellular component: membrane. The record is from RefSeq and is a predicted model, not a curated record. Gene Ontology annotation, molecular function: transmembrane transporter activity. Lineage: Eukaryota; Fungi; Ascomycota; Sordariomycetes; Xylariales; Hypoxylaceae. Gene Ontology annotation, biological process: transmembrane transport. The transcript is spliced from 10 exons.
GUGAAGGGCUCGCCCCUCCCGCUUCCCCCUCGCUUCCCCUUUCUCCUCAUCGUGCUCUGUCCUCUCGCGCAGUCCCUUUUGUAAGUGCCCAUCGUCCACAACUGCAUAUAUAGGUACUCAGUCGCUUGCCCUGCUAACAAACAGAAACGCGCAUUACACCAUAAUGGAACUUCAACCACGAGUCAAAGAUGAAGCACCUGUCAUUGCCGCAGAAAGUGUCGAUCACAGUAGCGACCUAACGCGAGACGACAAAGACCUCAUCAGACUUGGCAAAAAGCCAGUUUUGAAGCGGAACUUCGGUUUCAUGUCCGUUCUUGGGUUCUCUUGCACGGUGUUGAUCACUUGGGAGGGCAUGCUUAUAGUCUCAACCCAGAGUUUAUUGAAUGGGGGGCCGGCAGGAGUCAUAUGGGGAUAUCUCAUAGUAUGGAUUGGCACUCUCUCGACAUUUACAGUUCUCUCAGAACUAGCUUCAAUGGCUCCUACCUCAGGUGGUCAAUAUCAUUGGGUUGCCAUGCUGGCGUCCAGUUCCUCAAGGCGUUUCCUCAGCUAUAUCACCGGGUGGUUAACCAUGGCUGGCUGGCAAGCAGUCACUGCCUCUGCAGCUUACCUUAUCGGGACCCUUCUACAGAGUGUCAUCAUCCUUCUUAAAUCCGACUACACCCCCAAGCCCUGGCAAGCAGUACUUUUCCUAUGGGCUGUAUUAGCCUUUGCAGUCUUCAUCAAUACCGUGGCUAGCAAAACACUAGCGUAUUUCGAGGGUUUGAUAUUGGUGCUACAUGUUCUGGGUUUUUUCGCUGUUCUUAUUCCCCUCGUUUAUUUAUCACCUCAUGGCGAUGCUUCCUUGUUCACCACGUUUGUCAACGCUGGAGGAUGGCCAACUCAAGGGUUAUCUUUCGUGGUCGGGCUACCUGCCGCCGUGUUCUCUCUUAUUGGGGCUGAUUCAGCCGUUCAUAUGGCCGAAGAGAUAAGGAAUGCAUCAACCGUGGUUCCCCAAGCAAUAACCACGAGCAUUGUACUCAACGGAGUUUUCGGGUUUGCAAUGAUGAUAGCAUACCUAUUUUGCCUUGGGGACCUUGACGCGGUGCUUGAAUCCCAGACAACUUUGGGAUACCCAUUCCUCUAUGUCUUUCAGGUUGGGACUGGUUCUACUCCGGGUGCAGCAGUGCUCGGCCUGAUUAUUGUGGUUCUUGGGGUCUGCAGUACUGUAGGUGUCCUAGCUUCCUCAUCUAGAAUGCUAUGGUCAUUCUCAAGAGAUCGUGGGGUCCCGUUCUGGAGACAAUUCAUCAAGCUCGAACAUCGUACAUCCAUCCCGGUCUAUACUAUUGCAUUCACCACGUCAAUUUCCAUACUUUUGUCACUUAUUAUACUUGGUUCGGGCGUUGCAUUCAGCAACAUUGUCAACCUUAGUGUUGCCGGACUCUACUCUUCGUACCUUAUCAGCUGUGUGCUUCUUCUCUGGCGUAGACUGCAGACAAACCGCAUCAAGCCAUAUAGUCCCGAAAUCACCAGGGUCGGGCCAGACAAACUACACUGGGGCCCGUGGAGGGUUGUGGGAGUUUGGGGAGUACUAAAUAAUGUGUUCGCCUGUGUCUAUCUGUCAGUCCUCUGGUUUUGGAGCUUUUGGCCGCCUGUUACCCCUAUUGUUCCGGCGACCUUCAAUUUCAAUGUCUUGACCUUUGGGGCCACAACAUUGUUUGCCGUUAUAUGGUAUUUUGUCACAGGGAAGAAGCAGUAUAAAGGCCCUAUAGUAGAGGUCGAGUUAUAAGAAAAAAGGAUAAUAAUAUUGAUACAUGG